This is a messenger RNA of Hordeum vulgare subsp. vulgare (domesticated barley), 1142 nucleotides long. RefSeq lists its product as uncharacterized. Lineage: Eukaryota; Viridiplantae; Streptophyta; Magnoliopsida; Poales; Poaceae. The transcript has 7 exons. The record is from RefSeq and is a predicted model, not a curated record. The coding region runs from base 257 to 940 and encodes 227 amino acids.
CAGCGGGUCCCACAGCGCAAAAGGUAUCCAACUUCCAGGUGGGGUCCGGCGUGGGAAGGAAGAAAGAGUGAGCCGCGCCGCUCAUCGCUCCCCCCUUUCCUUUUAAACGCCGAGGGAAGGGGAGAGGGGGACACAUUCAAGUCCAGGUCCAGUUCGUCGGUUGGUGGCGUGCGCCUCAAACCCUCGCUCGCCACGCUCGGGUUGGUUCUGGAGCUGAAGGGAGGUAAGGUGAGUAUAAGCAUCGGAGGUACAUAGCAUGAGUAAUACCAGCGGCGCACGGCGUGCCGCGCGGAGGCAGCUGCAAGAUGGGUCUGCUGAUAAAGUUGUUGUGGACUUGGAUGCAAGCUCGCCGGUGGCGGGGAACCCUCAUGGGUUGUCGGUCUUCCCUGGUGCACGCACAUCGCCUAUUGAUGUGGAAGCUCUUGAUGAUGAGGUGCAGGCGCUAUCUCCUUCACAAGUACCUCCCCCGGGGGUGAACCGGAGAACUAGAGGGCAACCCGUGACACCAUUUUCUCUGGAUGAAGAUGCUAUCCUGGAAGAGAAUUGGAGAAUUAUAAGGCAAUGUACGACGCCAUUUUAUUUCGAUGAAGAUGCUGCCUUGGAAGCUAUGCCUUCUCACAACACGUGGAACAAACGCCAAAGGGUUGCCCCUUUGAUAUGUCUCUCCCCAGAAAGGGGAGAAGGGUCCAGCCUGCAGUCGAAUAAUGCGGUGACAAUUAGUCAAGAGCCUGCUAAGGUGGUGGUUCCAAAGGAACCAAAUUUCACUUGCCCGGUGUGCCUUAAUAAGCUAGUGGAGCCUUCAACAACAAAAUGUGGCCAUAUCUUCUGCACCGAGUGCAUCAAGCAAGCCAUCCAGUUCCAGAAGAAAUGCCCUACCUGCCGCAAGGCCCUGAGGAAGAACAACUUCCAUCGUAUUUACCUUCCGAACUCGGAUGGUUAAGGUCAGCAGCGGAUCAUUCGGGUGAAGAGUGCCAUCACAUAGAUUAUUGUCGCUGAUGAACCUGUAGCAAGUGCUCAGAUGAACAAUUGAUUAAGUUGACUGGUGUAUGUAUCAUUAGAUGGUUGGCCUAUGUAAGUGGGAUUAGCUUGAAGCUGGGGUAAAACAGUGGAUAGCAUCUUUAUCAUCUGUGUGUUCUUCUGAA